CACACUGCAAAGAACUGGCAGCUAAAGCAUGGAUUCUACAUCAACAUCUGGGAGAAUCGAUCCCAAUGGGUGGUGCAAGGGAUGCCGGAGACGAGACCGAUGGGCUACCACGAUGGGUACAUGCAGUGGUAUCGGAAGUUCACCAUGAGAUGGGUGUCAAAGCAAGGUGCUGUGAUGGGUUCGUUGGUUGAUGGUUUGGAACACACCAAGUACACUCUCGAAAGUGCUCCAACCAUGGAUGAGCGGAAGACUACUUGGUUGACCCGACUUAUGAACAACUUCCUGAGUUGCACCAGAGAGCAAAGGAGGGAUGUCGUGGCCUAUCCUCCCGUUCCUGCCCCGGCACGACCCUCAUUCCGUGAUGAUGCACCCAUUGUGCCCCCGGUUGAGCCCCCACGAAGGAGCAAACGCAGGCCUCUGCCUACGUUCGAAGAGGUGCGUACAACUCAA
Linum tenue is the source of this 450-nucleotide messenger RNA. Lineage: Eukaryota; Viridiplantae; Streptophyta; Magnoliopsida; Malpighiales; Linaceae. The record is from the annotation of a GenBank genome assembly.